AUGGAUUUGAACGCAAAAAUAGAAACAUUGAAAUCUAUGGGCAUCCCAGAACCUGAUGCUAGAGAAGCACUAGCAAGGUGCAACAAUGACGUUGAAGGAGCAGCCGAAUAUAUUUUUGGUGGCCAUUUAGAAAAGAAUCGCCUUGUUCCUGUUGCCUCUAAUGUCUCUCUAGAGUCCUCUCUUCCCAGCUAUAAUGAUUCAUUCUUUCUUCCUUCUCCUCAAAAGCGUAAGAGGCUUAUCGAAAGCGUUGGAUCAGUUUUAAAACCAAGCCCUUUGUUCCCUUCUAUCGCUCCUUUUCUGGUAGCUUUAAACGGGAUUCCGCUGGCCAAAAAUGUGCUUAUUCAAUCUCUUAAUGAGAGCGGAUCUCUCGUUGAUUCAGAACCCUAUCUAACAGCCUCACAUCCUCAGGAUCAGCUGCAUCCCUCUUCUUCGUCUAUAUCUCGUUUUAGUCAACAAUCCUACCACCGCUUUGGUUCUCCUGCUUGGUGGUUUGGUGAAGAACCAUGUGUCCCUCCUUCAAAAGACGUCCGCUCGAUACUACAUUUGCAGACUGCUAGAGCUUUGGAAUUUCUUAGUUCGUCGCAUCGUUUGUAUCUUGAUUCCACUCACAUAACCUCUGCUUUUUCUCAAUUGUUGUCUGAAGCGGGACUUCGUAAUCAGUCUUUGUCUGAUUGCGACGUGCUCACCUCCUUCUUGUCAAAUUUCUUUAGCCAUCCGAAUCGAAGAUAUGAAGAAACCUUUGCAUCCACUUUGAUAAAGGGUAAUAAUGAGGAAAGGAGCAGUCACUUGUUUUCAUUUAAGCCGAGUUCAUCUCCUGAUCUUCGACUGAGUAUAGAGUCAUGUUUGGAUCUUCGGUUACACCCUCCUUCCAUACCUACGAAGGAUUGGGCAUGGCUAAGCAGGCCUGCCAAAGUGUUUUGCUGCUCUGUUCCUGGAAACCGAACAUCCGGUGUUCCUCGAAUUCUACUGACGACGAAAAUUAAUUUAAGUAAAUGCAUAUAUGAAAAUAAGCAAGCAGUGCUGCACCGAUAUCAACUUGAAACAGACUACAAGACAAUAUUGAAGGAAUGGGAAGAUUUAUUUAAUACGCUUACUGGGAGAAAAAUUUUAAACUGUGACAUUACAGAACUGUUGAAUGACGGUUAUAUCCUUUUGAAAGAUAGAAACUUGGCAUUAGCGAGUCAUUUGGACGUGAUUAAGGAGACGACCAAGAAUAAAUUGAAUACUUUGGUCGAAAAUACGAACGCAGUACAUCACAAACUCGCUUCAUUAUAUAAUGAUUUAAAGAAUUCAUGUGUUCGACGCUUGAGAGCAGUAAUCCUGGAACCUUCAAUAUUAUAUAUUUGUUUAGACCAGCAUAGUACAAGGGAGAAUAAUGAUCUGCGUCAACUAAGUCCUACCAUGGAUUCUCGCCAAUGGUAUUUAGUGAAUUUUACAUCUGCUGCCGUUAUAACUGAUGAGGUUUUACCAUGUGCUGUAAAACCUGUAACAUUUGACGAAGUUGUACUCAAUUUUGAGAAUCAUGUCUCUUAUCACUCUCGAUUUUUGAUUUAUGUUGCUGAUGAGCCACCAACAGAUUCCCAUGUUCCGUCGAUACCAAAUACGAUUAAGCACUUUAUUCAAGAAGACAAUGAAUACUUCGAUGAUGAGCUUUCGGGACGUGCUUUUUGUGAUAGUGCUAGCACCCGAAGCUCUAGAAGCAAUGAUAGUGGAGACGAUACAUCCGACUUUGAUCCUGAUGAUCAUGGAUUACAGUUACGUAUUCCUCGUAUUAAUACAAAUGUACGAGGACAUCAAUCAAGAAACAGCGCUUGCGAGUUCCCUGAAAGUAUGCAUGUGGAGCAUAGUAAAGAAGAGUUAUGA
Messenger RNA from Schizosaccharomyces osmophilus, 1863 nucleotides. It is a transcript of the gene ucp6, whose product is annotated as UBA domain protein Ucp6. Gene Ontology annotation, biological process: protein deubiquitination. NCBI's taxonomy places the organism in Eukaryota, Fungi, Ascomycota, Schizosaccharomycetes, Schizosaccharomycetales, Schizosaccharomycetaceae. Gene Ontology annotation, molecular function: protein binding. The transcript has a single exon. Bases 1 to 1863 code for a protein of 620 amino acids. Gene Ontology annotation, cellular component: cytosol; nucleus. The record is from RefSeq and is a predicted model, not a curated record.